AUGGCAGCAUCUAUAGUAAGAACCCCUCAAUGGGAUGACUCUUAUGAACAACAAUUCAUUGCCAUUCCGCCGCUGGGGAAUGAGGUAAAAUUAUACCUGACACAUCGAGAAGACCCGCAUGUAGAAUCAAAUACCAUGGUCCAGCUCCAUCUGAGAAAAGGUUUCGACAAUAUUCAGUGCUCUUCAUAUUUGACUACACAACCUGGUGUACUCGGUGUAGGGUCAAUCACUGGUACUGUUUCUAUAUUCAACAUCAAAGACCAAACAAUUCCCGAAAUUCAUCUAAGACCAAAGCAACCUCGACCUUGUAAUGCGAUUGCAUUUAAUAUGACCAAUAUGGUGGCUGUUGGGUAUGACAAAGGGCGGCAGGACAAUUCGUUGCAAAUCUGGGAUAUCGAGGAGAGUUUGAGAAUUAGGGCAGGUGCUGAAGUCACCAGUAGUAUUAGUACUGGUUUGAGCACAAGCACAGGUCUGAGACACCGAGCGCCUGUAUCAUCGUAUCUACCAAAUGAAGCAGUGCUAUCAACUAGCUUUUUCACCGACUCUGAAUAUAACUUAAUUUGCGGCUCCUAUAAAUUUUUGAGACAGAUUGAUUUGCGUUCAGAUGCACCGGUUUUCCAAAUGGCCACAAAAUGCACGUUGGGGCUAACAAUGGAUCCCUUCCAGCCUAACUUGUUUCAAUCGUAUUCUGAAGAUGGGUCAUUGGCCAUUUGGGAUAGAAGGAAAUUAACGGUGUCAGGUGGGAGUGGUGGACACGGCGCGAGCCAGAAAACAAGCAGUAGUGGCAGCAAUAGUAUUGUCAUUACCGAGAGCCCGGUAUUGCAAUUCAAUAAACUUUUAAGCGAGUUGCCAGUUCGAAAGAUUCACAAUUCGUGCAUACGGUACUCAACAAUGCGAAGAGGUGAGUUUGCAGCUAUAUUCAACGGCGAUUUGAUCCGGCGAUGGCACACGGGUAUAGUACCAGCAAGUGCUGAAAAUUAUAGUGUUGGUAGUGGUGCAGGCGGUGCAGGCGGUGCUAGCGAUAUUGCUUUAUCCACCAUAUCAGAACAAUCCAACAGCGAAACCAAUCCCGUGUUACAAAGUUUGAAAACACAAGCGUCUAAAUUGUAUCGCAGCAACGAAGAUUCCAUUUUUGUUUCCAUGGUACUAGACAAUAAAACAGAUUAUGAAAAAGUUGUAUCGUUUGAUUACUCGCCCGAUUUGAAUUCGCAUACCUCGACAAACUUUGUCUGUAUGAGACAAUCGGGAACUGUGUUUAGAAUGCCGGUGGUUGAAUCAAUUGAAGGUUUAGAUUUCAACCCCUCCAACGAGUUUACUAUUGUUGGGCCUGAGGGAACGCUGACUAAUUUUGUAUCUCAAGACGUUGGCAAUAAUCACCAAAAUAUUAUGGACAAGUCUCUGAAGUCUUUGGAGAAACUUACAAUUAAGCAUAGAAUGAGAAGACCCAGUGACCGCCACAACCCUGGCCUUAAUGGUUACGGUAACUAUGGCGGUGGCAAGAAUAAUGAUGGCGAUGAUGAUGAUGACGACGACGACUAUGAUAUCGAGACGGAAGAGUUGUCUACGACAGUAGACGAUGGUGACCAAAGUAUAAUCAAUGGUGGAGAUACGAAUCGAGAAAUUGAUUAUCGACGCGCAUCUACUGAUGAGGAUUUGGUCCCUCUUAAUAAACUUUUACGGCCAGAUGAUAUUUUCAAAAAUGAUAUCUGUCUUGUUAUCAAACGGAGGGCUGCCAUGGGGUAUGCGCUUGAUCCUGAAAUAAACUAUCAAAUCUUACAAGAAUUAGAUCCUAACGACUACCAAUUAUCGUUGAGGAAUACAUGGAAGUGGCUAGGUCUUGCCAAGAAAUCUUUGGAAAAGGGGACCAUGGUCUCUGAGGGGAUUGAUUUGGGAUACCAGGGUGUUCUGGGUAUUUGGAAUGGGGCCGAGGCGUUAAAUGAUCAGAAACGAAUUAUGUCAACUGGUGGACCCAUUAGUAAUGCAUGGUAUACACAGGCUGUUAGGGCAAUUACUGCAGCAAAGGGUAAGAAAAUAUCGGGUAUACAUAUUCCUGUUAAUAGCGAGAAAAAGUCAUUGAGGAAGUUAUGCUUGAUUGUGUCAGGAUGGUAUUUAACGGAGGACGAGUUUGAAGAAAAACUCCAACUUUUGGUCUCCAUGGGAUACGUAACAAAAGCAGCUGGAUGGGCAGUUUUCCAUGGAAACAUUUCUAAGGCGAUUGAGAUUCUUAGUGAAUCCAAGAAGGAGAGAUACCGAUUGAUGGCAACGGCAGUGGCAGGAUACUUGGCGUAUAAAGACACCAAUGUCAAUAGCCCUUGGAAAGACCAAUGCAGGAAGAUGGCUUCGGAAAUGGAUGACCCAUAUUUGCGUGCAAUAUUUGCAUUCAUUGCUGAUGACGAUUGGUGGGAUGUAUUGGACGAACACUCGUUACCCCUUCGGGAACGGAUCGGUGUUGCCAUUAGAUUCUUGUCGGAUAAAGACUUGACGGUUUACCUCAAUAGAAUUGCAGAUACAAAUGUGCAUCGAGGCGAGUUAGAGGGUCUCAUCUUAACAGGUAUUACAUCAAAAGGUAUUGAUCUUCUUCAGAGUUAUGUCGAUAGAACAAGCGAUGUACAGACGGCUGCGUUGAUGGCGGCUUUUGCUUGUCCGAGGUAUUUCACCGACCCUCGGGUCAAGCACUGGAUAGACUCGUAUAGGGCAAUGUUGAACAGUUGGGGUAUGUUUAAAGUGAGAGCCAAAUUGGAUGUGGCGCGAACCAAAUUGUCCAAAUCGCUUAACGGCCGUACUACAAUCCAAGCGACACCAAAGCAGUUCUAUUUGCAAUGCACAAGAUGCAACAAAAACAUUUCAAAACCCAAGCUGAUAAAUAUGGGACAGCAGGCUGGUGGCUUUAACACUGCGAACAACCAAAUGUUGCUUAAGCAAUUUUCGAAAGCUUCCAACAAGAGAAAUGAGAUUGUGUCUUCGUGUCCUCAUUGUGGCGCCCCUUUACCUCGUUGUGCCAUUUGCCUAAUGUCUCUUGGGUCGCUUAUACCAUCUACAGAUGCUAUAGAAAGGGUGCAUUCGAAUCUGACGUCCUCAAAGACUUUGGCGGUGAAAAAUAACUUCAAGAGUUGGUUCAGUUUUUGUUUGAGUUGUAACCAUUGUUAUCACGCGCACCAUGCAGAAGAAUGGUUUUCAAAGCACUACAAAUGCCCCGUUCCCGACUGUGACUGCCAAUGCAACAGCAAGUAG
Messenger RNA from Lodderomyces elongisporus, 3231 nucleotides. RefSeq lists its product as uncharacterized. The record is from RefSeq and is a predicted model, not a curated record. The transcript has a single exon. Gene Ontology annotation, cellular component: cytoplasm. Bases 1 to 3231 code for a protein of 1076 amino acids. Lineage: Eukaryota; Fungi; Ascomycota; Pichiomycetes; Serinales; Debaryomycetaceae. Gene Ontology annotation, molecular function: protein binding. Gene Ontology annotation, biological process: positive regulation of TORC1 signaling.